Clupea harengus (Atlantic herring) is the source of this 3450-nucleotide messenger RNA. RefSeq names its product serine protease FAM111A-like. The coding region runs from base 852 to 3017 and encodes 721 amino acids. Lineage: Eukaryota; Metazoa; Chordata; Actinopteri; Clupeiformes; Clupeidae. The transcript has 7 exons. Gene Ontology annotation, biological process: DNA replication. Gene Ontology annotation, cellular component: nucleus; chromatin. The record is from RefSeq and is a predicted model, not a curated record.
UGCACGUGUGUGUUCCAGUGUGUCGUGUGUGCCAUUAAAAACCUGACAAAGGUCUUAUUUAUUAGUUCUGCAGUAACUGAUGGGAAAAUAUUGAUUUAGUACUGUCCUACAGUUGAUAUGGUGGCAGAUGUCAUGACAAAGCCAAUGACAAAGUUCAAGGUGGAGAGAUUUAUGACAUUUAUGUUUGGUAUGUAAAAGGUUAAACUCAAUCAAAAUAAAGAAAUGAUAGAGAUAGAGUGUCUCUGUUAUACAGUAUACUAGUACAGAAGCCUGUAUACUAAAGUUUUGUAUUAUUUGUAAGCCUAUGAUUUGGUGAGUAGCCUACGUGAUCAAGUGGGGGUGUUAACAUAUGUGAUCUCAUACGUCAUACGUGAUGUUCAGUAUAAAUACAACUACGCAAAUAAAGUAUUUCUUUUUCCGGUCUACCACUAACAGAUAUGAGCAGUGUGAAUCAUUUUCUUCUGUAAACGAUAUAAGUUUAUCCCUACAUUAGCCUAGUGAGAAUUGCUACGUCAACAGUUAAGUUGCACUCAUCUACAUUUUGUGUAAACUUCUCAACAUCCUCUGUACAUUUUGCCUGCUCAUUUUUGUGGGGACAAACUUUUGCCCAGUGAUAAGUGCUUUGACAGACAGCAGUGUGAUCUUCUCCCGAAUUUGUCGAAUGGAUUUGAGCCUGGCACGGUACUUUGAUUUUUUUUAACUAGAUUGUGCAUCACGUUUCACAGCAAAUCGCAUGUAGCAUGCGCAGUCCGGAUCAUUUGAUUCACUAGCUCCUUCUGGCGAUUUAUUAUCAAAGAUUCUCUUCAAGGCGGAUUUCAUGUCACUAAACGCGAGGUCUGAACAAGAGGACGAUGUCAAACCCUGAUGCCCAAGCUGAGAUUCAGGCCCUGAAAGAACGAGUACAGGCUGAUAAGGAUACCAUCAACCAAUUAAAGGACGUGAAUGAGGACUUGCAGGGACAGUUGCAGGACAGGGAAAGCAGUAGACCCUCCAGCCGUGCAAGUGGGAGUGCGGUAGAAGCUAGAAUGCCUACGACAAAGACGAGGAUUCCAGAGGGAGAGAAUCAGCGAAAGGGGAGCACAUCUUUGCAGAGUUGUGUACAAAGAAGAAAACCAGCAGAAAUGUCCACCCCAGCUAGAGAGCCAGUGAUGCAGGCAGCAGGUGCCUCCCAGACUACACCGAAAGUGAAGGAGGAGAAUGGCUCCAAGUCUAUAACUACACCUAGUCCAGGGAAAGUGAAGGAGGAGAAUGACUCCACUUCUUUGAGUCAACAUUCAUAUAAUUUCGUAGCAAAAUUUGGUCUACAUGGCGAUGAAUACCACACCAUUCACUGUGAUCAACCUUGCACAGUGCUGGAGGCAAUACAAUCAAAUGAAACAUUGCAGGAGAUGAUGAUUAAUUGUGCCGAUGAGAACGUUAUUAUUCAGCUGGGUAAAGAGGAUAAGGAAUGUAUUGUUGCAACACAUUUCCCUUGUUCUUGUAUCGAGGAUGGUACGUUUCUGUCCAUAGUCUGUGAUUCAGUAAAGGUCGAAGAAACUCAAGGCCAAUUGACAAAACCGAUUGAAAAAAAAAUAUAUCCAAAAGACAAAUAUGUAAUCUUCUACAUUGAUAGAGAGGGAGGGCAAAACACCAAAAAAAAGAUUUUUUUUAUAAAUGAUCGUGUCAAACAGUUCAAGUAUCUCUGUGUUUACGGAAAGAAGGGGAUGACUGUAAAGGAGGUUCUUAAAAGAGAUGGACGCUUCAUUGAUGACCUUGGUAACUUCCACCUGUCUGACAAUGAGAAUCCAAAACUCCGCACUGUAUGCACACAAAAGGUUGGCAACCUGCACCAGAAAAAAUUCAAGAUAUGUCUUCCACGUCGUAAAGGAAAAAAACAUGAAACACCUGUGAAAAGGCAGAGGCUGUCAUCGCUGAAAACACCAGUCUCAGAUGUAGUACAUCAGAGUGGAAUGAGUGUAAAAACAGCACUGGAAAAGAUAGGGAGCAGCGGCAACACUGAGGAGAUUUAUGAACGACUGCGUCAGCAGUUUCCAGAACUGAGAAAAUUGAUGGAGAGUAGAUUCCCUGGUGAUUCUUAUCAGAAAGCACUGAACCUCAGGAAGGAAAACUUUGGAAAAAUCCUGCAAUCUUUUAGUGACGUUCACAGAGUCAGGAAGGUGCUCGAACUGGGCGAGUCAGUUUGCAAAGUCAUUGUAAAGUAUGUUUCUGAUGGAACAGGCUUUGUGCUGUUUGAUAGUUUUAUCCUGACUAACUUACAUUUAUUUAAAGGUUAUGUCGAAGGAGGAAAACUACAGGAGGAUGUACAAGUUUUUGCUCGAUUUGGGUAUGGUGAUCCUGAGCUAGAAACAAAUUACUCUGACUUUACUGCCAAGAAAACAUUUGUUGACUUUGAUGUCGAGUUUGAUUAUGCCAUACUGGAACUCAACCCUGAGGGGGAGAAAUCCAACCACCAAACAACCAAGGUAAAGGUACCACAAGGGCUCCUGAGGACAGUUGGUCCACUACCUCAGAAUGGCGAAGCCUGUAUUAUUGGUCACCCAGAAGGAAAAGUGAAAACAAUGGAUCCUACAUGGAUCAUUGAGAUAGAUAACAGAGGAAAGGCUGUUGAGGACCAUUUACAAAAGUACAAAGACCACCCCAUCAUCAUUGUUGAAACGAUCCAACAAAUGAUCAGUGAUCAAGGCAUUGAUGACAUAAUGAUAAGUGGAAGUAAAGAUGUAGCGACCUACCACACUUUCAUGUAUCACGGUGCUUCAGGCUCCCCGGUGGUUGAUGCCCUUGGCAGAGUUUUUGGUUUGCACUCCGCAGGAUUUGCCUAUGAGUAUCCAGACAAGAGUAAGCAGAGUGUGAUUGAGUAUGCCUACCCUGUGCUUGCUAUAUUUAAAAAGUUUGUGGAUAAUUUGAGAGAAAGUGGAAAUAUGGAGCUGUUGGAAAGAGUUAAGAAGGUGGCAGAGGAAAACCCGUACCUAACAGACAUAAUAACUCAGGUUCUUAGCCAGCCGAUCACGAGAGUAUAGUGAAGGGAAGUAGGUGUUCAGAGCAAAGGCUCCUUAGGCAAGUAGCACACCACAUCUGGCUGCAGAGAUUGUUAAUAAGUCAUUAAACUCCAAGUGAAUGAACACUUAGGAUUGAACAUAUUAGACCUUUUUCUUCCAAAACUGAGCCUCCUGUUUUGUUCAGACCCACCAAAUCCAACUUCUAUGUUUGAUCUUUGCUCAGCCACUGCAUUCAUAACCAUCCACUUUAAAUCAUUUGUGUUGCUUUUAUAACAUUGAUAUUGCAUUCCAGCCUCACUCUAAAAGCUGUUAGGUGCACUGUUGCUACAACCAUCUACUGUUAACCUGUUUGUGAAAGCUGCAAUUUCAUAAUCGAGUGUUUUACAUUUACAUUUAGUCAUUUAGCAGACGCUUUUAUCCAAAGCGUGAACAAAUGAGAGAACAAUCAAGCUAU